CAUAUGACAAAUCGCCAUUUCUGGCAGAUUCCAGUGCCGCCGCGCGCCCCGUGCUUUUUGUGUCCCUUCCUUUCCUUUUUGCUUGGCAGUGGUUCCAUCCGCAGCAGACGCAUAUAAAAACCUCGAGUGCCCCUCCCUUGCCUCCCCUUUUUUCUUUUCUUUCUUCAACCAUCUCUUCUCCUCCUCUCUGUCUUCCCCCUCAUAUCACACAAGCACCUUCUGAACACACACCCAUCCAUCAUGCAGAUCUUCGUCAAGACCCUCACUGGCAAGACCAUCACCCUUGAGGUCGAGUCUUCCGACACUAUUGAUAAUGUCAAGCAGAAGAUCCAGGAUAAGGAAGGUAUUCCCCCAGACCAGCAGCGUCUCAUUUUCGCCGGCAAGCAGCUUGAGGAUGGCCGCACCCUCUCGGACUACAACAUUCAGAAGGAGUCAACCCUCCACUUGGUUCUCCGUCUCCGCGGUGGUAUGCAGAUCUUCGUCAAGACCCUCACCGGCAAGACCAUCACUCUCGAGGUCGAGUCUUCGGACACGAUCGAUAACGUCAAGCAAAAGAUCCAGGACAAGGAAGGUAUUCCCCCAGACCAGCAGCGCCUCAUUUUCGCCGGCAAGCAGCUUGAGGAUGGCCGCACCCUCUCGGACUACAACAUUCAGAAGGAGUCGACCCUCCAUUUGGUUCUCCGUCUCCGCGGUGGUAUGCAGAUCUUCGUCAAGACCCUCACCGGCAAGACCAUCACUCUCGAGGUCGAGUCUUCGGACACGAUCGAUAACGUCAAACAGAAGAUCCAGGACAAGGAGGGUAUCCCCCCAGACCAGCAGCGCCUCAUUUUCGCCGGCAAGCAGCUUGAGGACGGCCGCACCCUCUCGGACUACAACAUUCAGAAGGAGUCGACCCUCCAUUUGGUUCUCCGUCUCCGCGGUGGUAUGCAGAUCUUCGUCAAGACCCUCACCGGCAAGACCAUCACUCUCGAGGUCGAGUCUUCGGACACGAUCGAUAACGUCAAACAGAAGAUCCAGGACAAGGAGGGUAUCCCCCCAGACCAGCAGCGCCUCAUUUUCGCCGGCAAGCAGCUUGAGGACGGCCGCACCCUCUCGGACUACAACAUUCAGAAGGAGUCGACCCUCCAUUUGGUUCUCCGUCUCCGUGGUGGCCAGUAA
Molecule: messenger RNA, 1158 nt
Organism: Gamsiella multidivaricata
Lineage: Eukaryota; Fungi; Mortierellomycota; Mortierellomycetes; Mortierellales; Mortierellaceae
Exons: 1
Coding region: 241-1158 (305 amino acids)
Biological process (GO): modification-dependent protein catabolic process; protein ubiquitination
Cellular component (GO): nucleus; cytoplasm
Molecular function (GO): protein tag activity; ubiquitin protein ligase binding
Source: RefSeq, a predicted model, not a curated record